Molecule: messenger RNA, 650 nt
Organism: Bactrocera neohumeralis
Lineage: Eukaryota; Metazoa; Arthropoda; Insecta; Diptera; Tephritidae
Exons: 2
Coding region: 110-595 (161 amino acids)
Source: RefSeq, a predicted model, not a curated record
UGAUAACUUUCAAAUAUAAAAAUUCAUUUGAAAUUCUCCUGAAUAUAAUCAAUUUGCACAAAUUCAACGUACAAUCCUUAUAAUCUAAAUAUAUAUAUUUUUGAAAAAAAUGGUGCACUUUCCUAUGUGUGAGCCAAAUUAUGAUUUACCACAAACGCUUAGCGCCAUUUUCGAAACCGAAUCGGAUGUAGUGGAGACCGAGCAGGACAAAUUAGAUCAAGCCAGUAAACUACAAAGUGCCGAAUAUGAAACCGAUUAUUACAGAGUGCUUCCAUUGUUGUCCUUCAAGAACGAUCAUCGCGAAAAGGUUUUGUCAUUGAAGGAAAAUGAAUAUUUGCGUUUACGCUGGCAAAAGUUCUUAACCAAAAUACCAAAACAUUACAUACGCAUUCGGCUUUAUAGCGACCAACAAAAAAUACCGAUUACCCCACGACGUUUAGUACUGAACGGUUGUUUUUAUGGUGUAGAUAACAAGUUGUCACCGGUACCGAUUAUUCCCGAUCCGAGAAUGUAUGAGAAAAUCACUUCUAAAAAUAUAGACAAUGGACAAGGCAAAGAAGUAAAGACGAGAGAUAAAAGUCGGCGUCCUUUAUAAGAAAAGUGGGUGACAUAAAAAACAAGAAAAUAAAAAUUGUUGUUAUUAUUUUGUA